AUGAGGAAACAACACGAAGCAAACAAGCAAGAAGAACUAUUAAGAAUACAACAAGAAGCAAGAGAGCAAGAAGCACUUAAAUUACAGCAAGAAGAAAUGUUUGCAGCACCAGCCGAAUCACCUAAAGAAGUUGAAGUCAAUCCACGCUUAAACACAAAGUACUCAUUUUCAGUCAAAUGA
Molecule: messenger RNA, 180 nt
Organism: Enterospora canceri
Lineage: Eukaryota; Fungi; Microsporidia; Enterocytozoonidae
Source: the annotation of a GenBank genome assembly